Messenger RNA from Caenorhabditis remanei, 1044 nucleotides. RefSeq lists its product as uncharacterized. NCBI's taxonomy places the organism in Eukaryota, Metazoa, Nematoda, Chromadorea, Rhabditida, Rhabditidae. The transcript is spliced from 6 exons. The coding region runs from base 1 to 1044 and encodes 347 amino acids. Gene Ontology annotation, molecular function: oxygen binding; heme binding. The record is from RefSeq and is a predicted model, not a curated record.
AUGGGCAACAGCGAAUCGAGCUCCGAUUUGUCAAACAACAACGUUUCAAAAACACCAAAACGGACGGUAUCCCAGAGUCCGACGGCUACCAGAAGUGCCAGUGUGAGACGUCCGCCGACGAGUGUUCCCGUAGAGGGUGGGGGUAUCAGAAGGUCGAGAACCACUCGGCAUAAGGAUCGCAAUAAUUUGAGACGGGCGGUCUGUCCGGUCACUGGUUUGACACUCCAUCAGAAGGCGUUGUUGGCAAGGAAAUGGAAUCGGAUGGAUAGAGGCACUGUCUACGAGAUGGGGCGACGGAUGUUUGAGCACGUCUUCACCGAAAAUCCACAGUAUCUUGCUUACAUUGAUUUGAAGAAUGAGGUCAACUGGUGGAAUCAUAUCAAUUUUAAGAUUCAUGUGCAGCGCUUCGUCACCGUGCUCAUCGAAACAAUGCGUCGGCUCAAAGAGCCCUCCACUUCCAUCGACAUUCUCCGCGAUUUCGGCGCAAUUUAUGCCAAAUAUCCAAAACGGGUGUCUGCUCUCUACUUCGAGCGGUUGGCGAAUAGUAUGAACGAGGCGGCGGGACAGUUACAAGAAAGUGAUCAUUUGGAUGUGGAGAAAACCCAAAGCCGAAUGGAAGACGCUGUGACCGACUCCUCGAGCACUGAUAACACCUCAAAUAUGUGCACCUCUUGUACCUCCUUAUCAUCGGGUCAACGGUACCCGAAGCCUCUGACCACUCGACACUCAGAAUCGCAGAUGCAAACUUUGAAGGAGGAAUCCUCAUUCUGCUCGUCUUGUGUGAAUAGCAGAAGGUGUUCACAUGAAGUCGACGGCGUCAAAUCCGUGUGCCCUAUCACCUCUGAAGCCUGGCUUGUGCUCUCCGCAUUCAUCGCAAAUCAAAUAAAAUUCGGUUACGAGCUCGAGAAACUUCUGAUAAACGAGAUGAGCAAGUUGGGAAUCGACACGCUGCCAUGCCAAGUUGGGGAGUCUGCUGAAAUCGAGGAGGACCCUCAUCGAAGCACCAAUCGAUUAAAUGUCGAAAAGCAAUCUCAAUUUGUGUAA